GUUGCCGCCUGUUGCCCAAGGCCCCUGCCCAGUGGUAAGUUGCCGCCUGUUGCCCGAGGCCCCUGCCCAGGGGUAGAUUGCCGCCUGUUGCCCGAGGCCCCUGCCCAGUGGUCGGUUGCCGCCUGUUGCCCGAGACCACUGCCCAGGGGUAGAUUGCCGCCUGUUGCCCGAGGUCCCUGCCUAGUGUCUCCAAUCCGCUGUCCAGUCACGGAGGGAGCUCGGCUAAGGCCCCAAGCCUAGGAGGGAGAUUGCC
This is a messenger RNA of Staurois parvus, 253 nucleotides long. NCBI's taxonomy places the organism in Eukaryota, Metazoa, Chordata, Amphibia, Anura, Ranidae. The record is from the annotation of a GenBank genome assembly.